UUUACCUAAAAUGUUUUAUUUUUAUAUCAAAAGCGAAACUAUUAAUCUUAAAACUAGUUAAUUUAAACAAAGUUUUGUUCAGUUUCUUUUCUUGUAGUCUUCCAAAUAUUCCAAUAUUAAAAUGAUAUCGCGGUCUAAACACCGCUCAACAGUUGAAGUUUGUUCGGACUGCGGGGCAUCAGAUCCUACGUGGGCAUCGAUCAACCGUGGGUUGUUACUUUGCGCCGAGUGCUGUAGUGUACAUCGCAGUAUGGGGAGACAUAUUUCUCACGUUAAAUCGCUACGACAAGGUUCCUGGCCACCCUCCUUACUAGCGAUGGUGCAGUCACUAACAGCGCAAAAUGUGAAUAGUAUAUGGGAACAUUCGUUAUUGGACACUUCAGCACCAAAACAUUUGCGUAAAAAACCUCAACCUAAAGAUCCACUUCACCCCAUAAAAUCAGAAUUUAUUCUUGCAAAGCAUUUACGGUUGGCAUAUGUUCUGAGAGCGCGUAGAGAUGAGCCGCCCAGUGAGUUGGGCCGGCAGCUCCACAGUGCAGUCAGGAGCUCCUCCCUCGACACUGCUAUGAGGUUACUUGCACAAGGUGCUGAUCCCAAUUAUUAUAAUCAGGAGAAGGGAAGUGCAUGUCUUCAUGUAGCAUGUCGAGCGGGUCAACCGGCACAAGCAGAGCUCCUUGUAGCAUGGGGAGCGGAUCCCAAUACAAGAGACAGCUCCGGAAAUACUCCGGCUGACUGUGCGAGACAAGGUGGCCACCCCGAGGUGGCGGAUCGUGUGACGGAGCUGGUGUACGAGGCGACGGACCGCAUGAUAGUGUUCCUGACGGGGGAGCGGCCCGCGCACGCCGCCGGCCGCCACUACCUGGUGCCGCGCGCGCACGACACGCACGAGAUGACGGACGUCGCUAAAGCGGCGCGCGGCAAGCUGCAGCUCUUACCAAAUCAUCUAUUUGAGGAAUUGGUGAUGGACAUUUAUGAUGAAAUUGAUAGGAGAGAGACUGAAGCGAUCUGGCAGAGCGAGGCGUGCGGUCUGGAGCGCUGCGGCGUGGCCUUCCUGCCGGUCAACCCCGCGCUGUCGGCGCCGCGCAACCAGGGUCGGCAGAAGCUGGCCCGACUCUCAGCGCCCGAGCUGGCCGCGCUGCUCCGAGAUGUGCUGCUUGAUGCUACCAGAAGACAACGACUGGCAACACUUACGCCUAGAGCACCGGGUGGUCACCUGAACCCGCUGCUGUCCGCGAGCCACAUGAAGCACAUGUCUCAGAUGUCGGACGACGAGCCGCUCUACGACUCUGUGGCUUCCGAUGACGACUACGCGGCGCUCACACCUAUAGACCUUGAUUUACAGAUGACGAAUGUUCUACCAAGAACAGCGGAAGCGGUAUCAUCAACUUAUAACCCAUCGUUACCCAACGAUACAGACUCGAAGCGAACACAAUCACCGAUCACGAAUAAUCCACCGGAACACGAAAUCGAAACACUAAAAAAAGAACUCGAUAACAGAGAUUCUACAAUCACGGAAUUAAAAAAUCAAUUAAAAAACCUACAAACGAUAGUUGAACAGUUAACUAAAGAGAAUAGUGUGUUGAAAACGAACAGUAUAGAUGACGACCAGAGUAUGACGUCACAGACUUCAAUCAGUGAAAGCGGUGAGAAGUUUCCAGAAAGGGGGCGGAGCUUAGAGACGGACCAAUUGACGUUGAGCGAGGAGGUGGAGGUGCGACAGAGCGCGAAGAUGCGACCGGUCAGUAUGUAUGAGGCUAGGGAGGGCCCAAAGAAUAACUGGCAGGUUACUAAACAUCAGCUGACUAGUCUACCUGGUCUGGAGCGGUCGCUGACUCAGAGUGCGCUGGACGGCGAGGAGGGCGUGGCGGGCGUGGUAGGGGGUGUGUCGGGGGGCGUGUCCGAGGGCGGUGUAGGGGGCGAGGAGGCGGUGCAGCGGCGCGCGGAGGCGGUGACGCGCGCGAUACAGGAGCUGUGGGCCGCCGCGCGCCUGCAGCAGCCACACCUCGCGGACCGCGCACAACAUAUACGACGUGCUGUGCGCGCGCUACUAGCGCUAUUCCCACAGAACUGCUCGGACCCCACGCUGCAGGAAGUGGUGUACAGCCUGCGCGUGGCGAGCGAGGAGGUGCAGGCGGCGUGCGCGGCGCCCGCCUCGCUGGACCGCGUGCGCGCCGCCGCCUACGAGCUGGCGCGCGCCACCAAGCUGCUCGUCACGCGCGCGCACCCCUCCUAGCGCACGACCCCCGCGCGCUCGCACCACACCAUGUAGUGCGCAUGUGCACCACCCCGCCCCCGCCACCCCGCACAGUGUUACCUCACAGUGAACAGUGUUACAAGUGUUAGUGACCAUUUCCACCAGACACCAUCAGUUUAACAUAAGAGUUGUGACUGCAAGAAAUGAAAACUUCAGAAAAGGAAUUUGCACCAUUUAAAGAUAUUUGUGAAGUCAAGCAAUCUGGAUUACAAAGUAAGUGUUAGAUUUAUUUGAAAGUAUUUUGCAAUAAGUUCUAAUAAUAGUUCAGAUUAUAUCUUGAAAGAUGGUCAAAACAGUGAGGUAACGAAAGGGGAAAAAGUAAAAUGGACUAUAGUUAUUUGUUAGGACAAUUUAUGAUAUGCAUGUGUUCAAAAAGUGCUGUUCAAUGUUAUUCGCUGAUAUCAUGUUAAAAUAUAUAUUAUGAUGUUAAGUAUUAAUUAAAUGUCACUUAUAUGUGGCACUUAGUUUAGAAUUUAGAUUGUAACUCAUGCCAGUGGUCGGAUUUCUUACUAAUGUUUGUCCAACAUUUGAUCAAAUGUUUUACGAACUUUGACAAAUAGCAAAUGUGGUUGCAUUUAGUGUCUUCUAUGGAAUUGUAUGAAAUAGCUAAUUUUUAUUUGACAAGAUAAUUGUAUGAGCUUGUAAAUGUUACAAUUAGAUGAUAUGAGGCUUAGCCUAACCCUGAACUAUCCAGAUAAUAUCACAAUGUAUGGACAUUGCUUAUGUAUUCAAUGCUCAAUAACCUAUUUGACUUCUUUCAUUUUGUAAUAAGGAAACGAUGGAAAGGGAAAAUAUAUUUGGUGGGGGAGUUAUGAAAGGGAAAAGUCUCUUUUCUGUACAUCUGAUUGCUGAUGUAUUCGGCGUGGUUGUUACGCUGUUCUGGCGACAUCAGUAAGGCUCCUGAUACCACCAUAUAAUAUAAAAUAUUUAACACAGUACAAAGUUGUAUACUGGUUGUAACAAUAUAGCAUUUUUUGACCUAAUCUAGGAUUUAAAAUGUCUCAGUUAUAUUUAUGUUUUUUUAUACAAAUGUUUCAGGCGUAAAAACUUCUACUGAAACAUUUAUAUACAAACUACUGUAUUUUGUAAUAUGUUACUUCCUCUGUUCUUCCAUAAGAUUAACAUAACAUGCAAUAAUCAUAUUUUAAAACAACCUAUAAGGAUAUUUGUAAAUUGAAUAGGUUUUUAUUCCAUCAAAUCUCUGUUGCAAAUUUUUUUUUUCGUAUAAAUUUGUCUUUAUUGUUGUUAAAAUUUGAUAUUAAAACUAUGUUAUAUUAAAGAUUUUUAUAACAAUUUGAACUGUAGAUUGAUUACCCAAGACCAAAGUUUCGAUACACUUUUACAGGAAUUGUACACUUAUAGAACAAGAUAUUUGAAGGAAAUGUACACUAUGCAUAAAAAAUAGGUAUUCUGAUAAUUAUUUUAUUGCAGUAUUAUUUUGUUAUGGAUGUUUUUUAUAUCUUUAUGUAAAGGGUAUUUUAAGGGAAUCUGUCAAUGAUGUCUUGUUUAUUUUUUAACUAUAAUUAAAUCCCAAAUCUGUAUUUAAUUAAAAUCUAUAAAUUUUAUUUUCUUUGUCACAAAGCACUUCAUAUACCAUUGUGUUCUUGUCACCAAAGAAAUUAUAACCGAGUUUAGAGAAUACAGUUUUUACUUAAAGAAAAAUAUGUUGAUUAACUAACUGGAAUAUCACUAAAAAAAUUUUGUCUACUUCAUACGUAAAAAAAAGUCUUUUUCUCGAUUUUUAUUUGUAUUUCAGUAGGUGAUUCGAUUACAAGAAAGUUCUCCAUAGAAAGUUUUAGAAUAAAUUUUAUAUUUUAAGUGUACCUGAGGUUGUUUAUAAACUAAGUAUUUAUUUUUCUUCUCUUUACACCCAUUGAGUAUAUGGUUGAGUGAGUAAACGCAAAAUAUAGGUAAAAAAUAUUAUUUUUUAAAGAUAAAAGCAAUGGUUGUUUUAUACCAUGGUGCAAACUUGAACUUUUAUUUUGAAUACAACUUAAUUUACCUUUUUACUUAUUAAAAUGUCUAUUAUUAUAUUUUACAAAUGGUACCCUUUCUGCAUAAUAUCAUCCAGAGUUGAGACUUCCUGUUUUGUUAAGUACGGGCUUCUCCCUUAUUUGUGUUAACUUAGCUUUAUGUUAAUAAGCCAAGUGUUAUAGGUGCUUGUAAAAUUGUCUCUACACGGCUACACUUGCAUUGAUACUACCAGCCUUACAAAUAAACGCGAUAUAAAUUUAAACUUAGAAAUAAACUCAGUAUAAGUAAAGUUUAUUCCUAUGUACCGCGUUUAUUUCUAAGACUGAUAUUGUUUUCUCUAGUAGAUUUUGUCUAAAUAGAGACCGUACCAGUUUUAGUGUUACUAUCGCCCUGGGUGAGGAUUUUAUGCUCUUUUUUUUACUAUGGGAGGUAUGUAAUCAUGGUUAAGUGUUAUUGUGUAAUUUGCAGACCAGUAACGCCCUCUCAGCGCCCUGGGCGAUCGCCUAUACGCCCUGUACGAUGUGUUAAUACAAGUGUGACGGCAGUGGAAAUUUACGGUUAUAGCGCUAUGGCGCAUGUCGACUUUGUAUUCGUGCCUCAAACGUUAUUUAGUGUAAUUAGUGUAAAAGCGAGUUGUAAUCGACUUGUCAAAGUCGUGUAGAUUUUUAUACGAGCGUUUCAUAAUCUAUGUAUGUUGAUAGAUAUUUGUAUAGAAAAUUGUUGCGAUGUGAAUUUUAUAGUUGUGAUUGUGUACGCAUUUAGUUCUGCAAAUCGAAACAUGUUUUAGUUUUUGUGUUAUUUUUUAACGGUUUUUCAUGAUUUCGUUACAUUCUUGGUGCUUAUUUCAAACUAGAAAAAAUAAUUGUGAAAAAUAUUUUACCUCUAGCGUUACAAAUGAAUAAAUGUAAACUAGUACCAACGUUAUUAAUCAGCUUUAUUUAUAUUUACACAAAAUAUACAAUUUAUUAAAGCUUACAUUUUUUACGUUCUUUCUUUUCUCAUGUCACAUCUUGUACACUUUUUAAUAAUAGAGGUCUUGGUGGCCAAUAUGCAACCUCUUUGGCUGUAUUUAUAAUUCUUGUCAGCCAAAGAGGUUGUAUUUGCACUAAACAACAAUUUUAUCACUAGAGGGCGCUAGCAACGUGGAAUUUAAGAUACUGUAAGUUUUGUCGUACUGGUAACAUAUUUUUUUUAGUUAUAUGUCGUCUCUAAUUCAGUUUGCAGAACUAAUUGAAUUAAACGCUUCUAACGAAUGUAUUAAAAAAUGUGAAUUAUAUAAGAAAUUGAUCACAAUUAUGUGCCAAUGUAUGCGUAAUACCGUAGUUUAAAUGUUGGUGUUACGUUUUAGGGCAUAUACGUAAAACAAACAGGCACCAAACUUAUUACUUUGAAUUUUCAACUACCUUUUACAAACGGGCGUUUUUUAACGCAGCGUAAAAAUGCGUUGGCGGCAAAAGCGAUAAUCGCUAUUAUUUCCUUCAUCUAGUGAUAAGAGAACCCUUGCCGUAUGAACCGAAAAGCGUCCGUUCAAAAUAUUUUUUUAAAUCACGUCAUUAAAAUCAUUAUAAAGUUUAGUAAGAAUUGUUGAUUGGAAAAAAGUGAAUUUAGCACUGAAAACUUAUGUAUUUAUAAAUGUAAACCUUAAACAUUACAAGCAAUAAAUUAUUACACAAAGAAUACGUAAAAUAAGAUCAUUUUUGACCAGAAAUGUAAAACUAUUCGUAUGGAAUUUGU
This is a messenger RNA of Papilio polytes (common Mormon), 5962 nucleotides long. It is a transcript of the gene Git, whose product is annotated as ARF GTPase-activating protein GIT2. Bases 122 to 2233 code for a protein of 703 amino acids. The transcript has 12 exons. Gene Ontology annotation, molecular function: GTPase activator activity; protein binding. The record is from RefSeq and is a predicted model, not a curated record. Lineage: Eukaryota; Metazoa; Arthropoda; Insecta; Lepidoptera; Papilionidae. Gene Ontology annotation, biological process: regulation of ARF protein signal transduction; brain development.